Apaloderma vittatum (bar-tailed trogon) is the source of this 566-nucleotide messenger RNA. RefSeq names its product mitochondrial ribosomal protein S11 (gene MRPS11). Gene Ontology annotation, cellular component: mitochondrial small ribosomal subunit; ribosome. Gene Ontology annotation, molecular function: mRNA 5'-UTR binding; structural constituent of ribosome; small ribosomal subunit rRNA binding. Gene Ontology annotation, biological process: maturation of SSU-rRNA from tricistronic rRNA transcript (SSU-rRNA, 5.8S rRNA, LSU-rRNA); ribosomal small subunit assembly; translation. The transcript has 5 exons. NCBI's taxonomy places the organism in Eukaryota, Metazoa, Chordata, Aves, Trogoniformes, Trogonidae. The annotation marks the transcript as partial. The record is from RefSeq and is a predicted model, not a curated record.
AGGCUGCAGGACCUUGCGGGGGCGGCGGCCGCGAAGGAGGCGGAGAACCAGAGCGAGACCGACCUGAGCCCUUUAAUCCUGCAGAGGAACUCCAUGAGAUGGGAUGGAAAGACCUAUGAAGAGAUCCCAAUAGCUCACAUUAAAGCUACGUACAACAACACCCACAUCCAAGUGGUCAGCUUUGACAACAGGCCGUUUGCCCGGACGUCCUGUGGCACAGAGGGCUUCCAGAAUGCCAAGAAGGGAACUGCCAUCGCAGCACAGACGGCAGCCAUGGCAGCAGCAGCAAAAGCACGUGGGAAGGGUGUGUUGCAUGUCCGAGUCAUGGUGAAAGGACUGGGACCAGGACGCAAGGCUUCCAUCAAGGGUUUGACCAUGGGAGGUUUGGAGGUAAUCUCCAUCACCGACAACACCCCAAUUCCACACAACGGCUGCCGCCCACGGAAAGCCAGGCGAAUGUGAGAGGGGAGUGGAAAAGACACACAGCUUUCAACAUCAGCUCAUGCAACAGGGACUGGGUUGAAUGUUGCUCCUGUGACAAGAUUCUGGAAAGCCACUCUCCCUGG